This is a messenger RNA of Opisthocomus hoazin, 1824 nucleotides long. NCBI's taxonomy places the organism in Eukaryota, Metazoa, Chordata, Aves, Opisthocomiformes, Opisthocomidae. The record is from RefSeq and is a predicted model, not a curated record.
AUGCUGAAAUUUCAAGAAACUGCUAAGCAUGUCACUGUUGCCAGAUUGGAUUCUGCUUGCUCAGACGCUGUGAUCGCAAGAAGAUACAUUAUUCAGAGGAAACUUGGCAACGGAAGCUUUGGAAGUGUGUAUCUGGUUUCUGACAGAAAAGCAAAACAAGGAGAAGAAUUAAAGGUUCUGAAGGAAAUCUCUGUUGGAGACCUAAAGCCUAAUGAAACAGUUGAAGCAAAUCUGGAAGCACAACUACUGUCCAAAUUAGACCAUCCAGCCAUUGUCAAAUUUUAUGCAAGCUUUGUGGAGCGAGAUAGUUUCUGCAUUAUCACUGAAUACUGCGAGGGUGGAGAUCUAGACUUUAAAAUUCAAGAGUACAAAAAUUCUGGGAAGUUAUUCACUCAAAGACAAGUAAUAGACUGGUUUAUACAGUUGUUACUCGGAGUCAACUAUAUGCAUGAAAGGCGAAUACUUCACAGAGAUUUGAAAGCCAAGAAUAUAUUUUUGAAAAAUAAUCUUCUGAAAAUUGGGGACUUUGGAGUUUCUCGUCUUUUGAUGGGUUCAUGUGAUCUGGCAACUACAUUUACUGGGACACCAUACUACAUGAGUCCAGAGGCACUGAAGCAUCAGGGGUAUAACACAAAAUCUGACAUUUGGUCCGUGGGAUGCAUUUUAUAUGAAAUGUGCUGUAUGAACCAUGCAUUUACUGGACACAAUUUUUUGUCUGUUAUGUUAAAAAUUGUAGAAGGUGAUACACCUUCUCUUCCUGAUAGAUAUCCAAGCAAACUGAAUGCUGUGCUGUGCAGCAUGUUAAAUAAGAAUCCUUCACUGAGACCAGCAGCAGCAGAGAUCCUAAAAAUCCCUUAUAUUGACGAACAAUUAAAGUGUUGAUACCAUUUAUAUUUUAUUUCCUUGCAGUACAACUUCACAAACAUGACUGUGAAAGACAAGGUGCUUAACUGGCAGAAAGAAGCUGCUCCCAUUUUUGACGCUGUGCAGAGGAAAGUUCAUUUGCAAACUCUGCAGGAACUGUCUGAAGUACAGAAAAUGACACCGCGGGAGCGAAUGAGGCUGAGGAAGUUAAAUGCUGCAGAUGAGAAAGCAAAGAAGUUGAAACAGCUAGCAGAAGAAAAAUACCAAGAAAAUAUCAAAAGAAUGCAAGAAUUCAGGGCCCGUAAUUUUCAGCAGCUGGAUGUCAAUGUCCUACAUGAAUCUGAUGAGCGGACUUCAAAACCCUUAUUUCAUUCUCAGCCAGUCAUUACAUGCGAGUAUGUGUCCAUAGAAUAUGAUGAACGAAGUGGAAAUGAGCCAAGUCAGUUCUGCGUGUCUGAACUUACAGACCAUGAGAUCCCUGAAGACCCAGAAAUUGCAGAAGAAUAUUAUAAUGAUGAGUUUGAAUCCUGUUCAGAAGGCAGUGAAGAGGAGGAGGAUGUGGAAGUAUCACAGGCGAUCUUGAAGACAAAUCAGCAGGACAGUGAUAUUGAGGCAAUGGUCAAGUAUUUGGAGAGUGUCCUGAAUAAUAGCUCAUUGGGCUCGGGGACUGUCACCGGAGUGUCUCCAGGGGUGCCCCAGGGAUUCAGAGCUCUCAACAUCACUAUGGCUGAGGCCAAACUGAAACACAUGAGGGAAUCCGCCAUUGGGAAGCUGGGAGCAGAGGUAUUUGAGUCUGUGUACAGCUAUCUCAAGCAAGCGAGACAGCAGAAUGCCAGUGAGGAGGAUAUCAAGAGACACCUGGAGAAACUGGUUUCUAGAGCAAGCGAUUGCUUUGAAGUGGAUCAGCUUCUCUACUUUGAGGAGCAGCUACAGGUUUCAGAAGCACAUCUUCAGCUGUAA